GGGUACGAUUUUCCUGCGUCAUUCCCUUUCUGAAGACUUUCAUGCAGCGUGCAAGUCGCAUUGGUGUGGAUGGGUAGUUGAUUUAAUAUAUGAACGUAUUCUAAACUCAACUAUAGCUACAGGAGCAAGUUGCAACAAUGCCGGCGUAUUUUCAGCGUCCAGAGAACGCUUUGAAGAGAGCUAACGAAUUUCUUGAAGUUGGCAAGAAGCAGCCAGCUUUGGAUGUUUUGUAUGAUGUUAUCAAGAGUAAAAAACAUCGAACAUGGCAGAAGAUUCACGAGCCCAUCAUGCUCAAGUACCUGGAGCUCUGUGUCGAUCUGCGCAAGAGCCACCUUGCAAAAGAGGGUUUGUACCAGUACAAAAACAUCUGUCAGCAGGUCAACAUAAAAUCUUUGGAGGAUGUUGUCCGAGCCUACCUUAAGCUGGCUGAGGAGAAGACUGAAACUGCUAAAGAAGAGUCUCAGCAGAUGGUGCUAGAUAUUGAAGAUCUAGAUAACAUCCAGACUCCUGAGAGCGUGUUGCUGAGUGCAGUUAGUGGGGAGGACACUCAGGACCGUACAGACAGGCUGCUGCUCACUCCCUGGGUAAAAUUUCUCUGGGAAUCCUAUCGCCAGUGUCUGGAUUUACUUCGCAAUAACUCCAAGGUUGAGCGCCUGUACCAUGAUAUUGCCCAGCAAGCAUUUAAAUUCUGCCUUCAGUAUACACGCAAGGCUGAGUUUCGCAAGUUGUGCGAUAAUUUGCGCAUGCAUCUAGGCCAGAUACAGAGGCAUCACAACCAGAGCACAGCGAUUAACCUAAACAACCCAGAAAGUCAGUCCAUGCACUUGGAAACGCGUCUGGUCCAGCUGGAUAGUGCCAUAAGCAUGGAGCUCUGGCAGGAAGCUUUCAAAGCGGUGGAAGACAUCCAUGGUCUUUUUGCCUUGUCUAAGAAGCCCCCCAAACCUCAGCUGAUGGCAAACUAUUACAAUAAGGUUUCAACUGUUUUCUGGAAAUCGGGGAAUGCACUCUUCCAUGCCUGUACCCUUCACCGACUCUACCACCUCUCCAGAGAGAUGAGAAAGAAUCUUACUCAGGAUGAAAUGCAGAGGAUGUCUACAAGGGUGCUUCUUGCCACCUUGUCUAUUCCCAUCACCCCCGAGCGCACAGACAUCGCCCGUCUCUUGGACAUGGAUGGAAUAAUUGUGGAGAAACACAGACGCUUGGCUACACUCCUCGGCCUCCAGUCUCCUCCCACCCGUCUCAGCCUGAUCAAUGACAUGGUGAGAUUUAAUCUGCUACAGUAUGUUGUUCCGGAGGUGAAAGAGCUCUACAAUUGGCUGGAAGUGGAUUUUCACCCCCUCAAGUUAUGUGGAAGGGUAAUAAAGGUUCUGAACUGGAUUAAAGACCAAGCUGAAAAGGAGUUGGACCUUCAACAGUAUGUUCCUCAUCUACAAAACAACACCAUCCUUCGCCUUUUGCAGCAGGUUGCUCAGAUUUAUCAGAGCAUUGAGUUUAGUCGCUUGGCUUCCUUGGUUCCUUUUGUGGAUGCUUUUCAGUUGGAACGUUCCAUUGUUGAUGCUGCACGACACUGUGACUUGCAGGUACGGAUUGACCACACAUCUUCCACCCUUAGUUUUGGUUCAGACUUGAACUAUUCUACCAAAGAGGAUUCUCCAGUGGGUCCUUUCUUGCAAAACAUGCCUUCAGAGCAGAUCAGAAAUCAGCUUACCGCAAUGUCAUCCUCCCUGGCCAAAGCUAUUCAGAUCAUUAAGCCUGCCUCCAUUCUGCAAGAGCAUGAAGAACAAAGCCAGCAGGCCAUAGCUGCUUAUUUGAAAAAUGCCCGCAAGGAGCACCAGCGUAUCCUUGCUCGCCGGCAAACCAUAGAGGAGCGUAAAGAGCGACUUGAGAGUCUGAACAUUCAAAGAGAAAAAGAAGAACUGGAGCAGCGUGAAGCCGAGAUGCAAAAGGUUCGCAAGGCUGAGGAGGAGAGGUUGCGUCAGGAGGCCAAAGAACGAGAGAAGGAACGCAUCAUGCAGGAGCAUGAACAGAUCAAGAAGAAGACUGUGCGGGAACGGCUGGAGCAGAUCAAGAAAACGGAACUGGGUGCCAAAGCCUUCAAGGACAUAGACAUUGAGGACCUGGAGGAGCUCGAUCCAGACUUCAUAAUGGCCAAGCAGGUGGAACAGCUGGAGAAGGAGAAAAAAGAGCUGCAAGAACGUUUGAAAAACCAGGAGAAGAAGAUUGACUAUUUUGAGAGAGCCAAGCGCCUUGAAGAAAUCCCCUUAAUUAAAAAAGCAUAUGAGGAACAACGUAUAAAGGACAUGGAGUUAUGGGAAUUACAAGAAGAAGAAAGGAUCCUCAACAUGAAAGUUGAACGUGAGAAGGCACUGGAACACAAACAGAGAAUGUCCCGGAUGAUGGAGGACAAGGAGAACUUUGUAUCCAAGAUUACUGCUGCUCGAAGCUUUAUUUAUGAGGAAAAGCUUAAACAGUUUCAAGAACGGCUGGUGGAAGAGAGGAAAAGGCGGUUAGAAGACAGGAAAAAGCAGCGUAAAGAGGACCGGCGCAAUGCAUACCAUAGGCAGAAAGAGGAAGAAGCACAAAGAAUUCAUGAAGAAAAGCUGAAAAAAGAACGAGAGGAGCGGGAGCGAAUAGAGCAAGAGCAACGUGAAGAGGAAGAAAGGGAGUACCAGGAGCGCCUGCGUAAGCUAGAGGAGCAAGAAAGGAAGCAGCGCGCCCGACAGCAGGAAAUCGAGGAGCGGGAGCGUCGCCGCGAGGAAGAGAGGAGAGUCCCCGAGGAAAAGCACAGCAAGGAUACUCCGCACUGGCCAGAAAAAGAAGAGGGAGGUUGGCGGAAGAGGACAGUGGAGGGAGAAUCUGAUUGGCGUCGCCCUGUGCCUGAACGAGAUUGGCGCCAAGAAAAUCGAGAGGAAGAUAAAGCCAACUUACAAAGAGAUGAAGAAAAAGAACCACCCUUCAGACGGGGAGAUGGUCCUCGCAGGGGGGGGGGCGACGACCGAGUGCUGAGGAGAGGUUUCGAUGAGGAUCGCGGGUCGCGUCGUGGUCUGGAUGAGGACCGGGGUCCUAGAAGAGCUCUGGAUGACGACAGAGGUCACAGGAGAGGGCUGGAUGAAGAUCGUGGACCCAGGAGAGGCUUUGAUGAUGACCGUGGCCCACGAAGAGGGAUGGACGAAAUGAGGGGUCCAAGACGAGGGGCUGAUGAUGAAGGAUCCUGCCAUGGGGAUGAUGCCAGACCUUGGAAACCCCUUAGCAGGCCAGGUGGCUGGAGGGAGAGGGAGAAGGCCCGUGAAGAGAGUUGGGGACCUCCUCGUGAUGACGGGAACAAUGAUGAAGGAGGUGAACGAGAGCGAGAUGAACGAGAAGACGUGGAUCGUUUCAGGGAGCGCAGGCCUCAACGUGAGGAAAGUGGUGGAGGCUGGAGGCGUGGUGGUACUGAAGAUGCUUCCAGUUGGCGAGAGAGUCGGCGUGAACGUGAAGAAUUUGACCGUGAUGAUCGUCGUGGAGACCGUGAUCGCCGGGACGUAAGAGAGCGGAAGGAAGAUCGGGAACUCAGAGCCCCAACAAGAGAAAAUGAAGAAGGUGUUUCUUGGCGACGUAAUGAAGAGAAGAGGGAUGAUCGCAGAGAAGAUCGGGAAACCCCUGCGAAGGCUCCACCCAGGGAAAGAGACCGUGAUGGAGAAAGGAGUUCUUGGCGUUCAGACAAAGAUAAAGAUAACCCCCGCCGGACCAAGAAUGAGACCGACGACGAGGGAUGGACCACUGUCCGCCGCUGAGAUGUCUGACAGUUGUCUCUUGUCAAAGUGGUUCACAGCCCUAUUUUUUUUCCCCCUCAUCAGUUAUGAAAUUUAUAAAAAAAAUGAUGUAUUGCUAAAACAGCCAUUUCAUUCAAGAUUCUUCUGCUUUGGUAGGAUACUGCAUUAAUCUCCCUAUCUAGUUUGUGGGUUAUCCUUGUGAGAGGGUUAAUAAUCCUUUGUAUUCAGUAGUUUUAAAAUGUAUCGACUGCCUAUGCAUUGCUGCUUACAGGUGUGCUAACUGUGUUGCUUCCCUUAAUCUGACAUUAAAUAAAGUAAUUUACUCAA
Brienomyrus brachyistius is the source of this 4079-nucleotide messenger RNA. It is a transcript of the gene eif3s10, whose product is annotated as eukaryotic translation initiation factor 3, subunit 10 (theta). Gene Ontology annotation, biological process: formation of cytoplasmic translation initiation complex; translation reinitiation. Gene Ontology annotation, cellular component: eukaryotic translation initiation factor 3 complex, eIF3m; eukaryotic translation initiation factor 3 complex, eIF3e; multi-eIF complex. The transcript is spliced from 21 exons. Gene Ontology annotation, molecular function: translation initiation factor activity; mRNA binding. The record is from RefSeq and is a predicted model, not a curated record. Bases 138 to 3773 code for a protein of 1211 amino acids. NCBI's taxonomy places the organism in Eukaryota, Metazoa, Chordata, Actinopteri, Osteoglossiformes, Mormyridae.